GAUGUUAAACACUCCUCCCACGUUUGGUACAGGAUAGUACAAUCCUCCUUGUUUAUGUGUAUACGAUGGGUUCUGUUUUUCAGUUUUGUAGAUAAGGCCAUUGUUUCAUGAUUACGUUUUUGUUUUCUAUUUCUAAUUAUAUGCCGAAAACAACUCACGACUAUAGCUAGUUGUUGCAGCCAGAUUAAAGUUCUUAACAGAGGAAUUGCUUUGAGGAUAAAAAAACGUGGAUGGAUGUAGUAUUUGGAUGCAUUGGAGAAAAACCAUUAAUUCUGUAGCAUUAUCAGGCCAUUUGGAGAUGACGUCUCAGUUUCUUUACAAGGGACAGGUGUGAUCUAAGCGCACAUCUGUCGCGUCAGUGUUUUACAUUUUUUAUUUGCAAAUUAAAAGUCGGUGCUAAGACAAUCACGCAACUUGUUCACAUACUUAAGGUGGACUGACAAUGGUGGCGGAGAUGACGAGUUUUGGGUCCUCUAAAUGUUUCGAAGAGAGUGACAGGGACAUUUCACCACCAGAUCAGAAAGGAAAUGUGGCUGAAAACGAAAGCAGCAGCAGCAGCUCAGAAAACACAGAGGCCUCCACAGAGGAAAGCUCGGAGGAUGAGUGCUCAGCAGACGGGGAUGCCGCCGAGGAUGACAAAGAGGAAGAGAAAGAAAACUCUGAUGUUGGAGGUUUUGGACAUGAUCAGGAUCCUGUUCCGGAAACCAGCACAGAGGGGCCGGGUCCAGACGGGACAGAAGCCAGUCCCCCACUCCGCUGCGAGAAAUGCCAGCUCGUUCAGGACCGGGGGUUCGAGCACGUAACUCCGAGGAGAAUCUCGCGCGGCAGACUGCUGGCGCUGCUGGACGGCGAGGGCACGUACGAGUGCUCCGUCACCGGCCUGGUGUUUGAGGUUACCCAGAAGGCCCAGGUGCGCUACUCCGUCCUGUCCUGGAGCAAGUUUGGGGCGUACCUGAAGGACUCCUGGAAGUUUGCUGGCCCCGUCUUCGACGUGGACUGCGACCCGUCCAUCCUAACGUCCAUCCAGUUCCCCCAUUCGCUGUGCCUGGCCGGCCAGGACGGCGAGGUGACCUUCAGCGUGCUGCACGUGAAGAGUGGGCGGGGCCUAGUGGAGCCGUCGGCGGGUCACUCGGGUAACCGCGUGACGUGGCGGGUGACGUCGCUGUCGCCGGUGGGGCCCAUAGUGCGAACGCCGCAGCCCGCGGAGCACCACGGCGUGGUGCUGGUGUACCGCGAGCUGGGCACCCGCGCCGCCGCCUCCUCCUUCCACAUCUACAUGGCGGCCAACAACUCCUCCGACAUCAAGGACAUCCAAAAGGAGGUGCGCAUUGCCAAGAAGAGGUUUGUGAAGAUGGACAAACCUGCCACCUGCCUUCUGGAGGAGCAGAAGAAGUACCAGCUGAUCAGUGAGCCUGAGGGAGAGAUCAACCCGGAGAACCUGAAGUUCACCCAGGCCGUGGUGAAGAUGAAGAGCUACUUCGAGGUCUUCCUGGAGCAGCCCCCUCCCUUCAAGCUGUCGCUGGUGGAGGUGGAGUCGAACCAGACCGUGUGGAGCGCCACGCUCCGAGAGGGUGACUUUGUGGAUAACGCCACUGAAAAACCAAGGAAAAAAGCCGAAAGCCGAAAGAGGAGCUGCAGCACUUCAGAGGAAGAAGUGGCGAUCAGUAAGAGAGCCAGACACGGAGACGUCCCAGAUGGAGUGAUGAAGACUCCGGGCCUGACGGACCAGCAGCUGAUGAUGGUGGCCACGCGGAUGGGGAAGGAGUGGAAGCAGCUGGGCAUCCUGUACCUGGGCAUGAGCAUGCAGGACAUCGAGGAGAUCCAGGCCGCCGAUGACGACCUGGCCGUGGUCAAGUUUAAGAUGCUGGAUCGCUGGAGGCGAAAGGCCAAGGGCGGGGCCGGCAUCUCGCUGCUCUGCAGCAGUCUGAGCCACGACAACGUGCCCAACGAGCUGCGCGACCUGCUGGAAGAUAUGCUGUCUAAUCCCUCAGCAAAGUGAGCUCUCUAUGGGACACUGUGCCCUGGGGGGCAGAGCUAGAGACGCUGCGCCCUGGGGGCGGAGCUAGAGAUGCUGCGCCCUGGGGGCGGAGCUAGAGACGCUGCGCCCUGGGGGCGGAGCUAGAGACGCUGCGCCCUGGGGGCGGAGCUAGAGACACUGCACCCUGGGGGCGGAGCUAGAGACACUGCACCCUGGGGGCGGAGCUAGAGACACUGCACCCUGGGGGCGGAGCUAGAGACACUGCACCCUGGGGGCGGAGCUAGAGACGGGUCACCAAACCCGCCCGGGUGCUUUGGAGGUCUGGAACACGUCCUCUCUCUGUCCGUCCAGCCAUCCGUGGCCCUAUCGCACCACUUCAUUUCACUGUGCAUUUGUUUUCUACACCGGGGUCAGAGGUCAAACACGUGGCUCGGCCGUCCAGUUUGGUUUUCCUCAUCGUUAUGGCAGCCCUUGUUCUCAUCAGAUUUAUAUAAUUUAUAUAAACUCCAUUACCCAUGACCCUUAGGGUCAGGACAGUCAGCCCUAUGACAUGGGCCCUUAAAGCAAACGGUGCUGCCAUUCUGCAUGGCUAAAGAACUAUAAAAUCAUGCUUGAAACAUAAGGAUAUGUUUUCAUUUUAAGUUUUGUUUUUUAUUUUGAGAUGAACCACUUAAUUAAAAAGACAUUUCCACUACCGCGUAGAUAUGUACUGAUGCAAUCAAGAGACCAACUUUGCUUUUCCUUACAAGCUGUGGUUGUUAAUAUUACGUGUAUAUGUGUUUAUAUAUUUCUGUUUGUUUUGUGCCCAGGGAUAUGCUUCAGCACUUGCACAAGCAGAAUUUCAGGAAUAUUUCUUGUUUGUUUACAUGAUUUUGGCUUGAAUCCCAUUUCACUUUUACAUUCCAGUGUGUGUGGAGUUCUGUGUGUGUUUCGUACUGCUAAGAACAGUAGACUGACCUGCCUGGAGAGAACAGUGUGAGCCUUUUGUAGGGAUACUCAAGACUUGUGUUCUCAAGUAGCCUGUGCUUUACCGUGUGAGGCAACUGGUAGCAAAAGUAAAUUUUGUUUUAUUUUUUUUGUUUACUGAAGAAAGAAAUUUUUUUUUUUUUUUUUAAAGUGAGCUUUAUUAUAAUGUGCAAGAAAAGAAAAAUCGAGCUGUAACUGCUGCCUGUUCUGGGGUUCAGCCUGGUGACCUUCACACGUUUAGGGACCUUCGCACCUGUGGGAACUGAAGCCAGCACAAGGUCCAGCCAGGCUGGGAUUUGAGCAUGUGACCGUCCAAUCACUGCCCUCUCCACUGCACCAUGGUGUCAGCAGUCAUCCUUGGGAAAGGAUCAGUAUCAGGGCUUUACUCUUCUCACUGAAUAUGACAAUCUUGUGACUUAAUAAAGCAUUUUUACUAA
Molecule: messenger RNA, 3381 nt
Organism: Anguilla rostrata (American eel)
Lineage: Eukaryota; Metazoa; Chordata; Actinopteri; Anguilliformes; Anguillidae
Exons: 17
Coding region: 443-1999 (518 amino acids)
Biological process (GO): mRNA export from nucleus; regulation of DNA-templated transcription elongation
Cellular component (GO): THO complex part of transcription export complex
Source: RefSeq, a predicted model, not a curated record